This is a messenger RNA of Elgaria multicarinata webbii, 5547 nucleotides long. RefSeq names its product protein kinase cAMP-dependent type II regulatory subunit alpha (gene PRKAR2A). The transcript has 11 exons. Gene Ontology annotation, biological process: negative regulation of cAMP-dependent protein kinase activity. The record is from RefSeq and is a predicted model, not a curated record. The coding region runs from base 178 to 1395 and encodes 405 amino acids. Gene Ontology annotation, cellular component: cAMP-dependent protein kinase complex. Lineage: Eukaryota; Metazoa; Chordata; Lepidosauria; Squamata; Anguidae. Gene Ontology annotation, molecular function: cAMP binding; cAMP-dependent protein kinase inhibitor activity; protein kinase A catalytic subunit binding.
GCGAGCGCGGCUCCCGCAGCUGAAGAGGACUCGAAGGAAGCCACUGUGGGAGGCCCCGGCGCCGGGCCCCGUUAAGAAGGCGGAGGAGAGAGAGGGCGGAGGCGGCAGCAGCGGAAUUCGUCGGUCUGUCGGUCCACCCCGCCAGCGAGCCGUCGCGGCAGCAGCAGAAGCAGCAAGAUGAGCAUCGAAAUCCCGCCGGGUCUGACGGAGCUGCUGCAGGGCUACACGGUGGAGGUGCUGCGGCACCGGCCGCCGGAUCUCCUGGACUUUGCAGCGGACUACUUCAGCCGCUUGAGGGACACCCGAGACGAGCAGCUGCGGGAGGGGGCGGCCCCCAGGGCCAAAGGGGUCAACUUCGACGGGGAGCCCAUGCAGACCGAGUCGAAUGGCGAGGACGAGCGGAGGGAAGCCGCGGACGACGAGGACUCGGAUUCCGACUUCGAGCCUCCUGUUAUCAACAGAUUCAACAGAAGAGUAUCAGUCUGUGCGGAAGCAUUCAAUCCAGAUGAUGACGAUGAAGAUACAGAACCAAGGGUAGUGCAUCCGAAAACAGAUGAGCAGAGAUGCAGGUUGCAGGAAGCAUGUAAAGAUAUCCUCAUCUUCAAAAACCUAGACCAGGAGCAAUUGUCACAGGUUCUCGAUGCCAUGUUUGAAAGGAAAGUACAACCUCAGGAACAUGUAAUUGACCAAGGAGAUGAUGGAGACAACUUUUAUGUCAUUGAACGGGGAUUGUAUGAUAUUUUUGUAGCACGAGAUGGCCAAGCGCGUUGUGUUGGCCGCUAUGAUAAUCAUGGCAGUUUUGGGGAACUGGCCUUGAUGUACAACACUCCUAGAGCAGCGACGAUUGUUGCCAUAACAGAAGGAUCCCUUUGGGGAUUGGAUCGAGUGACAUUCAGGAGAAUUAUAUUGAAAAACAACGCAAAGAAAAGGAAGACGUAUGAACUAUUUAUUGAGUCUGUGCCCCUUCUUAAGUCACUAGAGCCUUCAGAGCGAAUGAAAAUUGUUGAUGUAAUAGGGGAGAAGACAUAUCAAGAUGGGGAACGUAUCAUUUCUCAGGGUGAUAAGGCAGACAGCUUUUACAUUGUACAGUCUGGUGAAGUAAAAAUCUUGAUUAAAAGCAAGACUGUCACAGGCAAGGAUGCAAACCAGGAGGUGGAGAUUGCUCGGUGUCAAAAAGGACAGUAUUUUGGAGAACUUGCACUUGUUACCAACAAACCCAGAGCAGCCUCUGCCUAUGCGGUUGGGGAGGUCAAAUGUUUAGUUAUGGAUGUGCAAGCAUUUGAGCGGUUACUUGGGCCCUGCAUGGACAUUAUGAAGAGGAAUAUAACACAUUACGAGGAGCAGCUGGUGGCAUUGUUUGGUUCGAGCUUGGACCUGACAAACCCAGGCAAUUAGGCACAAGAACACCUUUGUGCCUUCUCAGCUCAAGACAGAGAAAAGUCUCCUAUUAGCAACAACGCAGCACCACACAAAUGAAAAUCGGACACUACGGGACAGUGGCUGUUGGUGUCUUCUUGGGCAUUUUUUUUAGGAACCCACGUAGGUCUCAGCAAAGCCGGAUGGGGUCAAGGUUUGCUCCAGGCCUCCCCUUUGCUACUGAAAUUGCAUUAUUAGACCUAGCUUACUGCUGAGUCUCUUAAUUCUCCUUUUCACAUUGUUUGGUUCAGAAUGGCAUGUCUCUCCAACAACAAUUCAAGUGCCUGAUAUGAAAGAUGUGGAGCCCUCUAUUUGUUGCUCUUGUUUAAAAAAAGAAAGAAAGAAAGAAUGAAAGAACUUUGUAAUCUGUGAUUUGGGAUAGCAGGUGGCUUUUCCUUCACUCAGGGACAGCCACCUCCUUAGCAGUGUCGUCGUUUUGACACUCCCCCCCCUCCUUGAGAGUAUCAAAAUCAGCUUUUAAUAAUGAUUGUGUACUUGGAUUUGAAGUAUUUGGUCCUGUCAAUGGGGAAGGGAAGGUUUCAGAGCUAGUUGAGUCUGCUAGUUCUGAGCUUUUCCUGCCAUCUGCUGGAUAUGGCUGUACUGCAACUCUUUAUCCCUUGAGAGUUCAAGAGGAACCUACCUGGCCAAUAAUGAAUGGUGAAGCUCAAUACUGAAUUGUGAGCAGCAUCUGCAACAGCAAACAUAGACCUUUUUAUAUAUAUAAAUAUUUAAGGCUGCAGUGAAUUUGAAUAAUACGCCAUAGGAUUCAGUGGCCACACGGGUUGCAGACGUAUUCUCUUCAGACGGUUUGUUGUCUGUUUCUUAAAUUGGGCUGAUUUGUGGUCCGUUGGGAAACAGUAGAACAUAACCCAAAUUCCUGUUUGUGGAGAUUCUUUAUACUCCUAGAGUUCGCAUGGCAUUGGCAGAACCAGUUUUAAUGCUCUUAAAAAAAAAAUUGGGUUUUUUUGUAACUUAAAGAAUAUUUAUGUACUAAAGGAGGCGCCUUUCAACUGUAAUACUUUACAACAUUCUUUAAUGUAAUUAGGUAAACACUUUCCAAUUACCAAGUCUAUUUGCUAAAUCUUUUUUUUAAAAUUCGCAUUUUACUUCAAAAGUGAAUGUUUUUGUUUUUUUAAAAAAACAAAACAAAACUAAAAUGAAAAAAAAUCUCAUUUACUCUCUGGAUUAUUGAUAACAUGGUUGGAGGGAUCUCUUUGAGAGAUUCCGUCAAUGACAUUUUUUUAAAAAAUGCCUGCUAUAAGCCAGCAUCACUUCAAAAAUAAGUGUCUGUUUGUAUGGCACUACUUACCAAAAGUAACAUCUGGAUGAAAUUUUAUCCAAGUAUUAUCUCUGCAAGAAUUUGACCUUAAAUCUGGGUCUUUUUAUAGCAUUAGAAAGUACAUUCUUAAAGGGGAAAAGGUAUUGAACCCAUGAGUAGUAACGUCAGUUGCUUGUUUCAUUAUCAGUGUUUCUCAGCAUGUUAUAACCAUGUCUAUUUUGCAGAUAGUUUUUCUCUAAUUGUGGAUUUCCACCUGACAGAAUAAGCAAACAUUUACUCAUUGUGGCUCUACCAUUUACACCUGAAGCAAUUCCACCGUUCUAAAUUCAUUCUUUUUGGCAAUGCCAAAAAUCCAACUUACAAGUCCUAGCAUCUUCGAGUUUGCUACAAUUUCUGUUCCUACGUUAGUAAUUUAAGACUUAAGUUGUACUGUGUUGUUGAAUCAGGGUAUGAUACUGUACUAGCUUCAAGGCAAAAGGGCCUUACUUUUGUGUGUGUUAUGAAUGCCACUGGAAAAGGUAAAACCCUUGUGAACAUAUCCUCUGUCUUUUUCCAAUGUCUCAAUUUCAACCAUAUGUUCUCUGCUUAUAGGAGACAGGUUUGUUACAGUCCCAAAAGCCCAGAAGAAAAUACGUUUCAUCCUCUUAAAAUUUUACACCAAAGAUAUUGUUUUUAAUUGUACAAUUCUCAGUUUGUGUAAACUUCUCCUGGGCUGUGGAUCUAAUUAAAGAGGAGAUGGGUGGGAAAAGGUCACUAUGCAGCCUUUGUUGGUUGUGCAGGGGUGGCGCAUUCAAGCCAUUAUUUUGUUUUGAGACUUGGGCCUUAGCUAAACCUAAGGUUUAUCCUGGGAUUGUCCCAGAGUCAUCCCUGUGCAUCUAAAUGACACACAGGGGAUCCCAGGAGCAGGCAGGGAUGACCCUGGGACGAUCCCGGGAUAAACCUUAGGUCUAGCUAAGGCCUGGGUCAAAUUUCAGUUCAGCCAAACAAGCCACAAUUUCCUGUCUGUAGAGGAUUUCCCCUCGUUUGUACAACCCUUGCUGAGCACUUGGCCAUUGGAACCCUGGAGGCAUUUUUCUGGGUGUCCAUUAGGUGCAGUCGAAUAUCAUACUGCUUUUUAGUACUUAAAGGUUGCACAACAUGGCAUCUCCUCCACCAGACCAAGCUCAAGUAAAGCUUGCUGGGGUUCUGUUUGUUGGUGUUGUGGUGAGAAUUCUGCCAUGGAGGAAUGGAUGUGCUGAAAGCCAUGUGCAGAACUGGAUAUGGAAUGGUAGGAGUUGUUACUGAUCUAUAGACUUCCUGCUGAACAUAACUUUCUCUACUUUUCUAAAGCAGGUAGUUGAAGGGCUGAUUUCCACAACCCCAAAUUGGCCUUACCUUUUCAAUCUGUGCAAAAUCUGUAUUUAUCUCUUUAUGUCUAUGGAUGGCAAACUGGCCAUAUGAAUCACUUUAUCAUGAGCACAAUUCACUGGCCAUUCCUGUGAUAACUUGUGUGAGAAUUCAACCUGUACAUUCAGUCCAGACAGACCUUUUUUUUCCCGUCUGCUGGAUUUAAAUACAAGUCCAAUUUGUGGUCGUGUGGAUUGCUCCUCGCACUGAAGAGAUCAGCAUUACUUUUUAAAACGAGCCAUUGGGGAUUUCUCCAGAGUGAAAAUGAUUUGGGUAUUGUAAUAUUAAAUGAUUUGUUGUGCAAUAUUUAGAGUGGAAGCUAGUUAGAGCAAUCAUGUAGACAUUUACUACUUCUCCCCAAUCCAGCUGGAGUCUAGCAACAUUGACUAAGAGUGGUUCAUCUCCAUCUUUGGAUCCCUGCUUUACCUUGGCUUCACUUACCCCGUAUGACUUAUUUGAACAUCUGUCAAGAAUUUUGCUUCUACUGGUUCCGCUCUUUGUUAAGGGGGAAAGAGAUCUGCCACUAGUUUGCAUAUGUUCAUUGGAGAUGUUUAGUUUUAAUAAGAGAACUCAAUAGCAAAGUGACUAAGAAGAGUGGCAUCUGUCCCUUUUUUAAUUUUAUGCUUGUUAUUUUGGAGGUUGCUGGGAGUUGCUUACAGUAUUACGAUAUUUCUGUUAAUGUCACAGCACAAGUUUUCACAAAAUGUAUUAAACAAAAUCCUGUCUGAAACAAAUAGCAAGAGAGUGCCGUUUUGAAAAAGGAAAAAAGAAUAAUCCCCUUUUCAGUUGUUCUUGACAUGUAUUUGCAAACUAGUCUUGCCAAAAAUGCAACUUUUCUGGGUCACCUCCCCGCUCCAAUUAUCUUUUGUUGUGAGUACUGCUGGUGAGGUGAGCAUGUUCCAUUCACUCCAACCACGUGUUUCAUUUGAAGAAGCCUUCCCUGUGGUUUCUCCCUGUACAGGCUAUAGGGCUAUGUUGGACCUUGAUUGCCCAGGAAAAAGCAAGUGGCUCCUAAUCUCUUAGGAGCAUGACACAAAUCUGCUGAGCCUGGCUAAAGCUUAACUGAUGUGCUACGAAUGCUUUCCUCCAGUCACAAAGGUAACUUUAAUUUUGCAUAAAGAUGCUACCUCAAGGCUCCAAGUGCUUUAAAUGUGUCUUGCCUGUGAGAAUUCCACAAAUUGGUUCUGAUAUGUUUUUCUGUUGCAUUGAGUAUGUGGGAUGUUCUCUUUUUUAUCUGUUGGGGAGAAGCUUAUUUUAACCUGUUUUUACAGCUAGUAUUUAGGGUUUGUUUUUCCCCCCCAACUAGCGUGGGCAGAUUUGCAGAGGGAUCGGUUCUUGCACUAUAGUAUUGCCCAAGAUGGGGAGAGAACAUCUGCCAUAUAAGAUGCUGGUCUCAAUCUGAUCUGGGAUUUGACUUCACUUCCAACUAAUAAAAGCUGACAUGCCAUGUCUAGCCUUCCUGAUUA